GGUCGAACAAACAGGAAACGGGCAACAACGUCUUUAUUUAUUUCCUCUCCAUAUGAAGUUUUACAUUACGGGUCAUUUAUCGUCGGACAGCAGGUUAAACUGACAGGGGUCCGUUAGGUUUACCUCCGCGCUGCCUCCUGUGUGUGUCUGUUGUCGGCGGGGAUCCGUCUCGUCGUAGUUAUUCUUGCUAACGUUCAAACAGCCCCCGAGUGUAACUGCAGUGUUCAGUAUGACGUUAGCACGUUUUAUCCAGCAGUGAGCCGUCGGGAGAGAAGAUGUCGGGCAGCAGCAGCGGCGGGUUCAGGUGGACGGUGGUGGUCCUGACCUGCCAGCACAAAGACAGCGUCUACUCCUUCCAGAGAGAGCUGGAGUUGCGGCAGCAGCGUGGCUCUCUGUGGGAGGGUGCGUUGGUUUUGACAGUGCGGGACCGCCAGGAGCCGCUGGGCAGUGGGGGGGCGACGCUGAACGCUCUACUGGUCGCUGCUGAACACCUGAGCAACAGAGCCGGACACACUGUGGUGACAGCCGACGUCCUGGAUGAUGCUCACAUCCUCAUCCUCCACACAGGGCGGGACUUUCCCUGGAGCUCCUGCAGCAGAGCGUUCUGCUGGCUGCCUCCAGAGAGACCGGACCAGAGAGUCCAGGCUCCGGUCUGCUGUCUGGACCUGCUGCUGGACUGCCUCAGUACCCAGGUCUGUCCCGGUUCUCCUCCUGGUGUCUGGGUCUGCAGCACCGACAUGAUCCUCACCAUCCCUCCAGACUUUGCUCUUUCCUGGAAGGGUUUCUCUGGUGUUCGUGUUCUGGCGUUACCAGGUGAUGUCUCCUAUGCAGCCAGUCACGGAGUCUACCUGUUGGACCAACAGGGUCAGGUCAGAGACAUCAUCUACAAAGGGACAAAGGAGCAGAUUCAACAAGCUGUGAUGCCUGAUGGGAACGUGCCUCUGGUGUCAGGUCCGGUCUUCUUCAGCAGGUCUGUAUCAGAGAAGUUGUUGCAGACUCACGUCUCUCCUCCUCUGGACGGCUGCACCUACCUGGGCCUGGACUCUGGAGCUCCGCCCCUGCAGAUCUCGCUCUUCCUGGACGUGUUGAAGUGUCUCUGCUCAGAUCUGACUCAGGAUCAGUUUGUGAGUGAGGAGAGAGUCGGCUGCAGUUCAGCUGUUGGACCACAGGGGGCCACAGUGAGGGGGGGCAGGACGGAGCUGUGGAGGAUCCUCAGAGGGACUCCACUCAGAGUGGAGUACGUCCCCGGCGGUCACUAUGACUACCUGACUCUUUCUGGGAAGCAGCAUGUGGACCGACUCACCUGUGUCCGGACGGACAGAAACACUCUCUCUCACAUCCAGAGAGAGAGUGAGGUGAGUAAAGGAGCUCUGGUGAUCAACAGUGUCAUGGAGGGAGAUGUUGCCGUGGCGACCGGAGCAGUAGUGCAGCACUGCCACCUACAGGGGCCUCUGGUCGUCCCCUCAGGUUGUUUACUGUCGGGUCUCGAGUCGCCAACAUCACAGAGCAUCCGGCAGCUGAAACUGGCCGAUGACAUCAUCAUCCAGGGACAUCGCAUCGAGCUGGGGGAGUUGAAGCUGAACGUCUACACAGUGAUGGGAGCGCAGGACGACCUGGAGGUCUCCUCUGAUGACAGUAAUGCCUCCUUCCUCAACCAGAGAUGGAGUCUCUUCUACAGCAGGACAGGAAUACAGCCGGAGGAGUUGUGGGUCAGAGGAGAACGGCACUCCCUCCUGGAGGCUCGUCUCUUCCCGGUGCUCCACCCCAGAGGAGGUGCUGUGGGUCUGGACGGAGGCGUCGGCUGGCUGCUGGGGGGAGGCGGCUGCCCGCGGAGGUGGAGGGAGGCGUGGAGGCUGUCGUUGAAGGAGGUGCUGUCACUCACCCAGCAGAAUGCAGAGCUGCAGUGGAGGGAGGAGUUACUGUUCCUGGUGGGGAGGAGGAGAGUGUUUGAUGCCCUGAUGAGUCAGACAGACGUCUGCCUGCUGCCUUGCUUCAGGGCAGCGGUGCUGGGAGGCCAGCAGGGGGCGCUGCUGGAGACACUGGACAACAUUGCAGCAGGGAGCAGGGAGCAGGGGGCGGAGCCAGGUGCAGAGCUGGACGUGGCUGCGCGCUGUCUCUCGUGUAUCUCUGAUGUGCUGGUGUGUAUGGCGGGGGGGAGGGGAGGUCUGAGGAGUGGACCUGCGGCUAACGAAGCCUGGAGCUCCGCCUACCUCCUGUUGGAGGAGGGUAACUUGAGGGGCGGAGUCCAGGCCCUGUCAAUGCAGAGAGUUGAUUGGCUCAGCAGGCCAGACCUGCUGGUGCGGGCGGCGAGGCACUACGAGGGCGCCGGACAGGUGCUGCUGCGACAGGCUGUGAUGUCAUCACAGAGGUUCAUCUCCAUUGGUCAGGGUGAAGUUCCGCCCCUCGAGGAGUGGCAGGAAGUGGAGUGUCCGGCCAGACUGGACCUGGCAGGCGGGUGGAGUGACACACCUCCCAUCGCCUUUGAGCACGGCGGCUCUGUGACCAACGCCGCCGUGAGGGUCGAUGGGAAGCGUCCCAUCGGUGCCAGAGCCCGUCGCAUCGCAGAGCCCCGCCUCCUGCUGGUCAGCUACGCCGGAGGGCGGGAGAGUGGGGUUUCCAUGGAGACAGUGUGCAACAGCCUGGAUGACCUGAGGGACUACUGUCAGCCGCACGCACCUGGAGCUCUGCUGAAGGCGGUGUGUGUGUGCAGCGGCCUGGUUUCCCUCUCCUCCCAGCAUUCUCUGGGGCAUCAGCUGAUGCAGAGGUGGGGGGGAGGGGUGGAGCUCCACAGCUGGUCAGUGCUGCCCACCGGAUCUGGACUGGGGACCAGCAGUAUCCUGGCGGGGGCGCUGUUGGCUGCAGUCUACAGAUGUACCGGACGAACCUACAACACAGACUCCCUCAUCCACGCCAUCCUGUACCUGGAGCAGAUUCUCACCACAGGUGGAGGCUGGCAGGACCAGGUGGGAGGUCUGGUGGGCGGAGUUAAGGUGGGUCGUUCCAGAGCGUCUCUGCCCCUGCAGGUAGAAGUGGAACGUCUCAGCCCUCCAGAGGACUUCCUGGUGUCUCUGGAGCAGCACCUCCUGCUGGUCUACACCGGAAAAACCCGUCUGGCUCGAAACCUGCUGCAGGAUGUGGUUCGGAGCUGGUACAGCCGUCUGCCCUCGAUGGUCCAGAACGCCCAGCAGCUGGUGGCGAACUCAGAGGAAUGUUCCAGAGCGUGUUCAGAGGGCUCUCUGUCCAGACUGGGUCGGUGUCUGGACCGCUCGUGGCAGCAGAAGAAGCUGAUGGCUCCCGGCUGUGAACCGGCCUCCGUCAGAACCAUGAUGGAGGCUCUGAGGCCGCUGGUCCUGGGUCAGAGCCUGGCCGGGGCCGGAGGGGGGGGCUUCCUCUACCUGCUGACCCGGGAGCCUCGGCAGCGGCAGGCGGUGCUGCAGGUCCUCAACAACACGCCGGGUCUGGGAGACUUCAGUGUUCACUCAGUGGAGCUGGACAUGGACGGCAUCACAGUCCUACCCCCACCCUGAGGACACCGACUGUCCCGUAGUCUUUUACUAACCCAGGACUCGUAUGGCGACUCGAGACGACACAACAUCCUGUUCGUCCCGACAUUCAUCUGUAAAGACACAGAUGUGAUCUCAGCAGCUCAGUCAGUGCGACCUUCAGCUUCUUGGUCUCCUCUCUAACCAAGACCCUCCUCACAGACCUGAUGUAGACGGGUGUGAGUCCAGUGAGUUUACCACAGGUGGACUCAUCUCAGAGAUGAUCCAGACAAACCUAAAGUGUCCGAAUACUUCUGUCAAUGUGAUUUUUCAGUUUUUACUUUAUAAUACAUUUUCAAAAAUCAGUAAAAUUCAGUUUCCACUUUGUGUUGACGAGUUUAGAUUGAGGAGAGAAAAAAUGAAUUGAAAUGAUUUUAGCAUGAAAACGGUGAGGGGGUCUGAAGACUUCCUGAACGCUACAUGUCACAACUCUUGAUUCUGACUCUGAGUCUUUUGAAGAGAAAUUUAUUUUCAUAUCAGCACAUGUGAAAAAGGAAUAAAUUUAACAAAUAUCUGGAGUUUUAAUUGAAACACUUGUUGUCUUUUCUUCCUCCUCAGACCUUUAAUUAUUCUUUAGAUUAAUUAUUUAAUAUACAAAAUGUCAAAAUAAUAAA
Seriola dumerili (greater amberjack) is the source of this 4156-nucleotide messenger RNA. It is a transcript of the gene fcsk, whose product is annotated as fucokinase. The transcript has 23 exons. Gene Ontology annotation, biological process: GDP-L-fucose salvage. Lineage: Eukaryota; Metazoa; Chordata; Actinopteri; Carangiformes; Carangidae. The record is from RefSeq and is a predicted model, not a curated record. Gene Ontology annotation, molecular function: ATP binding; fucokinase activity. Bases 276 to 3527 code for a protein of 1083 amino acids.